Molecule: messenger RNA, 2595 nt
Organism: Papaver somniferum (opium poppy)
Lineage: Eukaryota; Viridiplantae; Streptophyta; Magnoliopsida; Ranunculales; Papaveraceae
Exons: 6
Coding region: 1-2595 (864 amino acids)
Biological process (GO): regulation of DNA-templated transcription
Source: RefSeq, a predicted model, not a curated record
AUGGCUUAUUUGUUGGAUUUUGAAAAUGAUUUUACCCAAACUCAACUUUUUUCUCAAGCUCAAGAUGAUUCCUUUAUGGAGCCAAACCCCGAAGAUGAGUACAUGGAUGAGGAAACCAAUGCUAAUAAUACACAGAUUGUUUCUGAAAUGGAAACUAUGGAGGAUCAACCACCGCCUGUUGAUGUCAUUCAUGAAGAUACUAAAGAUCACUUCCAAACUGACUUGGCGUGGAAAACCAAAGAAGAAGUUGUUAAAUGGGUUGAGGAACAUGCUUGGAAAAUCAUUUGCGUCCUAUUUAAAGGUAGACAAUGUAAAAAGGAGCGGGUUGAGAUGGUUUGUGAGAGGGGUGGGGAUAAACUAAGCAAGAAGAAAAAAGAUAUGGAUUGUCGUCAUAACCACCCACGUCCAAAGGAUCUUCAUGGACAUUAUAGAGUCGGAAGACUAAAAGCUCAUGAAUAUGCGGAGGUAGAUAAAAUGACACGAGCACGUAUGGCACCCUCUAAAAUUCAUAGCAAGUUGAAGGCGGAUGAUAAGAAUAACAAGACUACAUUGCAACAAAUCUAUAACGCGAGAAGUACUUUGAGAAGAAAGUAUUUGCAAGUUAUCAUAUUGGAUUGCACUUACAAGACCAAUAAGUAUGAGAUGCCCUUGAUGAACGUUGUUGGUCAUACGCCAACCAAGUCACCUUUCACCGUUGCUUUUUGUUUUUUGCAUGAUGAGUUGAAACAAAGCUAUGUAUGGGCAUUGGAACAAGUGAAGUUAAUCUUCCGGGAGUAUGCUCUACCAAAAGUCAUGGUAACCGACCAAGAGGAGGCAUUGAUUUCUGCUAUAAGGAAGGUAUUUCCGAACGCGCAAAACUUUCUCUGUACCUUUCAUGUAUGGAAUAAUGUUAGGAAGAAAUGCCAAGGGAUAAUCCAACCGCUCAAGUUGAAAGAGCUAGAGAAGAUUGCUACAUUACCUGAUGGAGAACGAGAAGUGAAGAAGAAAGAAUUCAGGAAAGUAUAUGAGGCUAAUGAAAGGAUGUGGGCAUGUUUCCACAAUGAUUGGGAAGCUUUGACUUGGUCCAUCACCGAAGAAGCGUAUGAAGAAAAUUUUGUAAAGCUCAUUGCGAAUUGGGGCGUCAAAUACCCGGAAAUCAUUAUAUAUUUACGCAAUAAAUUCUUGGAUACAAACACACAUAGAUUUGUUAGUGCAUUUAAAAACCGCCACAAGCACUUCGACAACCAAGCUACAAGUAUGGUAGAGUCGGCUCACUAUCGUUUGAAGAGGAAUCUAUUUGGGUGCGUGGACACGUUCGUCACGGUGUUUGACGCAAUGGAAGACUAUUUUAUGAGUGACGUUAUAAGAAUUGGAACGUUAUUCGGAAAAAAUCUAAUGAUGAAGCAUGAUGAAUUCCCGGAUGAUAAGUGGAUCCGGGGUCUAACCCACAGGGUCUCUCAUUUUUGCAUUGAACUUAUAAUGAAGGAAGUGGAUUUGAUGGAGAAAAUGGAUGCUAACUCCCAAGAAGAGUGUGUUUGUAAAAUGAAGGAAAGCAUGGGACUUCCGUGUCGGCAUGAACUACUUCGGUACAAGGAUUGUCUUAUACCUUUUGAGGAUAUUGAUCCCCAUUGGAAACAAUUGAGUAAUGAUCCUAUGCCCGACGAGGACGAUGAUGUAGAUAUUUGGGACACACCUUAUGGCAAAAGGUAUAUUCAAACCGGAAAAGGGUCCAAAAAAGGUAGGCCACCCACGAAAGAAAACCGAAAAGAGCAGAGAGCAAGAGCGUAUGCCCUUAGUACCGAAAAACCCACACCUACCGCAAGGGAUCCAUGCGGGGUCGAGUACCAUGAUGCAAAGUACGAAGAAGAUAAAAAGGCAAUAGAGAUGUUAGACAAGAUGGGUGAAGUGAAGCUAUCAAAGAAACGUGGUCGACCGAGAAAGGAUAAAGGUGAAACAAGUAACAAAGAAGUUAAGAAUAGUGGUCCUCUAUGUCCUCCCCCAUUGGAAGUAGACGUCAAGCUUAAUGGUAAGAUGUUUUCAUCUCAACAAAUCGAAACAACAAAGACAAAUCCGGUGCCCAAGCAAAAGGAGAAGAAAACCAUAUAUGCGGAAGGUAGAAUGAAAGGUCCCAAAAGAGAUAGUUUGGGGAAGUGUUUAAGACCUUCUAAUAUGAUUUACCGAAACUACUUGGAUAACCUACCCAAAGCCAUUCAUGAGUUUAUUAUAUCCAUGGACGAUGUCGAAGGGGAUGGCAAUUGUGGUUUCCAUGUCACCGCGGAACAACUAGGGCCUUUUAAAUAUGGGAACCAUCCGGUUGCCCAAGUGGACGAAGUAAAUUAUAUUCGACAAAGAUUGUUACAAACACUACGCCGAAACAAGGACUUCUACAAUUCAAUGAUGCUAGGUGGCGGAGACCACGGGGUCACACACGAGUUCAUUAGUUUUGAACGGCAUUUACAUGGGGAUGCCGUGAUCACAAGAGACCAUUGGAUGCAAAUGCCGAUAUGUGGGUUUUUAAUCGCGGAGACCUUCAAUUGUGUUGUCCAUUCAUUUGAGAGGGUCGGAAGUUGUUACACCUACGCGCCGCCAACAAAACCUUGCAAUGAGAGUGUGUAA